Paramormyrops kingsleyae is the source of this 4870-nucleotide messenger RNA. RefSeq names its product CTD small phosphatase-like protein 2-A. Gene Ontology annotation, molecular function: phosphatase activity. The record is from RefSeq and is a predicted model, not a curated record. Lineage: Eukaryota; Metazoa; Chordata; Actinopteri; Osteoglossiformes; Mormyridae.
CGCGCGCGUGAGUGCGCGUUCCCUCUUCAUCCGGGUCUCUGCCGUCCACAGGCAGUAAGGAGGCGGGAAAUGGCGUCCGGAGGUGCCGCGGAGAGCUGGGUGCACACUCCUCGAAUAUAACCCACCAGAGACGCUAAGAGACGGCGGCCGACUCCGCUGUGGUCCUAGGCGCUCAGGCAAGCACAGCCGCCCCGGCAGGAAAACAUCGCUUCUUUCGGCAAGUACGUCCGGAGUCUUACAUGUGACGGUCAAUACAAUGAGGCUGAGAAUGCGUAAGGCUUCUCAGCAGCCAAGCCCUGUACAUACGCCCCGUCCAUCCCGGACCAAGCGGAGACAUUCGGAAGUGGACGUGUGCACACCGGCAGGUGGGGGGGCGGUGCAGAAGAGUGAUGCAGGGCUCCUUUCCACCAUAAAGAAAUUCAUUCGAGGAAACACUGUCAAGGUGGAGCUGGAGAACCCAGCCAAGAGGAGCUGCAUCGACCGCAGCCUGGAUGCCGGACUGAUCUCGUCCACGCCCCAGAUGCCGGACCCCCUGAGCAGAGGUGCCCCCAGGGUCCGCCGUAGAGGUCCUGUGAAUGGAGAUGCCAUCAACCAUGGCACAGGAAAGCCGAUGAAGCCCAACGGCCGGCUGCAGGAGUCUGUGGAGGCUGUCAGCAGCCCUCCUCGAACCACUCUGCUGGGAACCAUCUUCUCCCCGGUCUUCAACUUCUUCUCUCCUGCCAAUAAAAAUGGAACCUCCGGCUCAGACUCCCCCGGCCAGGCCGUGGAGGCCGAGGAGAUUGUGAAGCAGCUGGACAUGGAGCAGGGAGAAGAGACCCCCACUAGCACAGCUACGUCCAGGGAGAUCUCGGGCGUCUCCCUCUACCCCGCCAGCCAGCCGCUGCCCCUAGCCCUGCGACCCCCUCCUGAUGGCGCUGUUGAGGAAGGGGAGAUUGUAACUGGCUCCGACCUGCCGCCCCUUACUGCCCCUGGGUCCGCCACAGACAGUGGCUACUCUGAAAUCCCACCCCCUGUCCCAUCCGAGGGGACAUACGAGGAGGACUGGGAGGUCUUUGACCCGUAUUUCUUCAUCAAACACGUCCCCCCCCUUACGGAGGAGCAGCUCACACGCAAGCCGGCACUCCCUUUGAAGACCCGCAGCACACCGGAAUUCUCCCUCGUCCUCGACCUGGAUGAAACGUUGGUGCACUGCAGCUUGAAUGAGCUGGAAGACUCGGCACUUACCUUUCCAGUGCUCUUUCAAGACGUCAUAUACCAGGUGUAUGUGCGGUUAAGGCCGUUCUUCAGAGAAUUUCUUGAGCGUAUGUCUCAGAUCUAUGAGAUCAUUCUCUUCACUGCCUCGAAGAAGGUGUAUGCUGAUAAGCUUCUCAACAUCCUGGAUCCCAAGAAACAGUUAGUCAGGCACCGGUUAUUUCGUGAGCAUUGCGUCUGUGUGCAAGGGAAUUACAUAAAGGACCUGAACAUUCUUGGGAGGGACCUGUCAAAGACCAUAAUAAUCGACAAUUCACCUCAGGCCUUUGCUUAUCAGCUUUCCAACGGGAUUCCGAUAGAGAGCUGGUUCAUGGAUAAGAAUGACAAUGAGCUCCUGAAACUGGUUCCGUUCUUGGAAAAGCUAGUUGAACUGAACGAAGACGUGCGUCCACACAUCCGCGAGCGCUUUCGUCUGCACGACCUCCUGCCCCCCGACUGAGCCCAGGGCACUGGGCUGCCGUCAAGGACCAGCAUAGGAACAGCUGUGGAAACUAAUAUUUCAGAUCAAACUCAUGGCCAUGUCAAAACUCUCCGGAUUACAAGACUGCCAUCCCAACUUUUCUUUUCCCUCUCAGAUCCCAACAUUUCUUUAAAAGGCAAAAACAUUUUUGAAACAACCUCCCAAUUAUAGAAUUCUUUUAUACAGAUAAAUGUAUAAAUAUAUGUAUAAAUGUCCUGGCAGCUGUAGGCGAGCCUAAGCGCGACCCUGCGGUUCGACCGGCUCUCCCCCCCCCCCCUCCCCAGAGCGCUUUCUUACUUCCCUGAGCAGCCACAGCGUCACACACAAGUGUGAUGUUGGUGCCGGAGGCGUCUGCCCACGAGAAAUAUGCUGCGCUGCGCAGAAGGGGCCUGCUUUCCGUACGAUUGGUGCUUCGAGUGGAAUCACUGACAUUUAUUGGCUGCAGAGUCAUUUCACCACAAACGGCCAGUUAAAACACGUGUGUGCGUGUGUGUGUGUGUGUGUCUGUAUACACAUCUUUCCCUAUUCAGGUUUCUGAAGCUCCCUCCUGUUAACGUAGCUGACGAGUCACCAUGCAUUCCUUUUUAGUUUUAAAUGCUUUGUUUUAUUAGACUUUGGCAAUAGAUUUAGGGUUUUCCCUCCUCGACGCGGUUGUCUUGCAUUUGUCAGCCUGCAAGAGGUUUUUUUUAAUUGGAGGGGAGGCAAACUGAGAGUCUAAUCAAAAAUGGAAUUUAUGUAGUUUCUGUAUUAAGAUAUUGCGUUAUUGUCAAUGUAUUCUGUAAAACACAGUAUGGAAGAAAUCAUAAUUUUGUAGGAAAGGAAAAUAUCAUCCCUUAUAGGUGAGAAUUACUGGCUUUCUAAACCACAGUGAUGGAUUUAAUUUGGCAAGUCUGAACUUGCUGGCCUGAUAUGUUCAAAGUUUCAGUCUGUGUGUGAGCAGUCCUGCUGGGGUCCCCUGUGAAGCUCUCCCCCGCCAGGCAGAUGGCUCACUUUACACGCUGCGGGCCACAUGGUCACCUGCAGGGGAGCUAGUUUGGAUUGCAUGUGCGUGCGUGUGGAAGGCGGGGGGGGGGAAGGGGUAUUAAACUUUGUAUUAAGCUUAAGCCAUUUUUGGCAAAACUGUUCCAAGUUUCAAUGGCAUUUACUAAUAAUAAGUGUGCUAACCAGCACGGACCUCAUUAAAGGUGGACGGGGUGAUGAUGGGAUGUAUGAGUGACUCAUGGAGUAUGCUGUCAUAUGCUAGUCUGACUUACAGUAUUUCUAAUUUACCUCCUUGGAUUCUAAGACAAUAUUGUCAGAUCCCAAAAGGAGCUGAAAUGUAGCCCAUAAAAGCAUCUUUCACUACCCCCCAGAAACAAACCUCUUCAUUUAUGUUACAGAAGGGUUUGCUUUGCUUUGCUCACCAGCAGCAGCAUGCUAUUGGCCAGCAUCAGGGUGGUUUAAACCUUCCUGUACUGCAUCUUAAAAAUCUAAAACUUGAGUACAGGAUAUCUUUUAUGCGCCGGUCACUUGUUGAGGCGAGAUGACCACCUGAUUCAGUCUCAUUCUCUGGUGUAAUAUUCAGUAUUUAUCCUCUUGAUGACAGGGUCAUUUCAAAAACAAAAGGUGGUGAUACGUAGAUGUUGCGUCAGAUUGUGUUAUUCUGUUGACGGGGCCUAGACUGUUGUAAUAUGGCUUUUGCUCUCCUUUCUGGUGCACCUUAUCCCCGUGUAGCGGAAAGGUUUCUGACAGCUGAAAGCUUCUUGCCCCUCCUCCUCUUUCCCCAGUUUGGAGUGGCGUUCCAAGCCCCUGUGUACCACCCACCCACAACAUACUUUCCACUCUGCUUAUGAGGAGACAAUCGAGAGUCCGUAAGGCUAUUCUGAAGCACUGUAAAUGUGUAUGGGAAGGGGGCCAGCAAGCUGGUCCUGGGGCUUUGCCCGCCACCCUGACUUCCGCUUCCUGCCUUAGUGGGUGGGUAAUCUUCGGGUUCUUGAAGGCUGUCUGUGUAAUUUCACCUGUAAGAUUUGGGAUAUCAUGCAUUUCCCUUUUGUACUGGGCACGCUGGAAAUGAACCUGGACACCAGCCUUUGUAAGACUUGUACAGUCAAUCUUAAAUCUGGGCAGGUGUGACCCUGGUUUGGAUGAUGUCAUUUAAAGGCAAUAUAUUACUUCAGACUGGAGAUUGUAAUAUGAUCCAACGAUGAAGAAAUCUAUAAUAAAUAUGGGGGGGGGGGGUCAGGGGACAAAACUCUCCAUGCAUCUUUAAGUCUGUGGGGGUUAGCGGGUCCUACAGAAUACCAGCAGUGUUUCUUCUGAAGGUUUGUUUGAGUGUCUUGUAAUAUGUUUGACUUGUUGCCAAGGGUACAGACUUUCUUUAGAGACGUGUGCUUUUUGAGGUCCCCUGCAUACCCUGAUUUAUGUUACACACAUGGAAUAUGCAAGCUCCGUGACCUCCCUGUGAAAAUGAGCUACCAGCGCUGUCCCUGCGGGGAGCGGUGGCUGGGGGGGGGGGGCUCCCUUGCUUCAUUGGGUCUUGGCACUUUUCUUAUGAAGAGCUAGCUCAUUUUAUAUGAUUGUUAGAGAGUAGAGCAGAGAUUUUAUGGUGAAAGAUUGUGGGAUGGGGGGGGGGGGGGGGGGGUUUCAGAAGUACAACCAGAAUUUUUUUUUCAUCUGUAGUACCCAUUUUAUUGUACAGAGGUACAAAAUAAAUGCAGCUUCAUUUUUAAAAAUCCUUAAAGUAAGGAAGAUCUUUUUAAAAUACAUUUAAUUUUUGUAUUUUUGAUUUUUAAGAGGCAUGUUUUGUCUACUUUUUAAGUGUAUUAAUGAAGAUUUUAACUUUACAUCAGGUUGACUUUCUUUCGUAUGUAUGUAUGUCUUUAGCACACUGUCAACAAGCCGUUUUAAGGAAAAAAAAAAAAAAAACCUAGCAUGUAGAAAACGCCUGUUUUUGUGGGGAAAAUCCUUCAUUAAAUUUUAAUCAUGACGGUGUAUUUCAGCAAUUUUAUUUUUUUAAAUCCAGUUUACAAAAUGGUAUUUUGCUUGCAGGAUUUCCUCUUUGUCCUCUAGAUGUACUUGGGGCACCCUUAUGUUGAUAUUCUGUCAUUCUUGUAAAAUGUACAUAAAAUUUCAAUGGAGAAAAAUUUAACAAAAGGUAAAGUUUUGAAACUUUGAAAACCA